Cheilinus undulatus (humphead wrasse) is the source of this 6522-nucleotide messenger RNA. RefSeq lists its product as uncharacterized. The record is from RefSeq and is a predicted model, not a curated record. The transcript has 6 exons. NCBI's taxonomy places the organism in Eukaryota, Metazoa, Chordata, Actinopteri, Labriformes, Labridae. Gene Ontology annotation, molecular function: protein binding. Bases 125 to 3892 code for a protein of 1255 amino acids.
UGUAGCAGGUGAGGAUCGGACGGGCGGAGCUUCAAUCCAGUCUGACAGAAAGUUAACAGCUCCCCGACCUUUGAAACCAGCAGGCAGGGAGAGGGGACAGAAAGGGGUCUAAGUUUGGAGCAGAAUGGCUUCAGAGUUGACUCAGGACGCGGUGCUUCAGUUCCUCCGGAGCGGCGGAGGCUCUGUGAAAAACUCGGAUCUGCUGCUUCACUUCAGGAGAUUCAUCCGCGACCAUGAGGACCGAGACAGAAACCGAGAGAUGUUUAAAAAGUUUGUCAACUCCGUGGCCACCGUCCAGCAGCUCGACGGGGUCUCAUAUGUGGUACUCAAGAGGAAAUUUAAAGGAAGAUCACCCGGUGGAGGAGAGAGGGGGAGGAGGGAGCCCUCCCCGGGGAACGCGCGAGUGAGCCCGGAGAAGCCUCGGAAGAAACCACAGCCUAUGGAGAUGACAACCACCGCCCCACCGGGAGGAACCGCCUCAGAAACAAUCCUACCUGCAGCUGGGAUUAUGCAGAACAACAACAAUGUGGAGACGAAUUUUAAUAUCAAACAACAGGAUGAAACCAGUAGACCGGGUUAUUACGGUGGACCAGCUCCAGGUCAGACAGCCAGACUUUUACAGCCACUGCCCCCAGAUCAGAGAUCUAAAAUCGGAUACAGUAAGGUUGGUUUUGACCCUAUAGCUCCUGUAAUUACACCUGUAGUUUCUGCAGUCAGACCUCAUGGAGAAACCAGGCAGCAAAUCCCAAUCCAGGAGCCACUAAGAGGGAGGGAGGCUGAACGGAAGGCCACCAGUUUCCCAGAGCUUCCUGCCCAGGAUUGGAGCACAAAAAUAGGGCAACACGAGGCAGGUUUCACCCCCUUAGAUCCAGGAAUUACACCUGUAGUUUCUGCAGUCAGGCCUCAUGGAGAAACCAGGCAGCAAAUCCCCAUCCAAGAGCGACAUAGGGGGAGGGACGCAGAGCGUCAGAUCCUCAGCUUCUCAGAGCCCCCUGUCCAAGAUUGGAGCAGAAAAGUGGGGCAACACGAGGCAGGUUUCACCCCCAUAGCUCCUGGGAUUACUCCUGUAGUUCCUGCAGUCAGAUCUCAUUCAGAAACCCGGCAGCAAAUCCCCAGCCAGGAGCCACUCAGGGGGAGAGAGGCUGAACUUAAGACCCCGAGCUUCUUGGAGUCUCCUGCUUUAGAUCGAAGCCCCAAAAUGGGGCAGAAUAGGUUCAGUUUUGACCCUGUAGCUUCUGGGAUCACACCUGCAGUUCAUGCAGUCAGAUCUCAUGAAGAAAUCAGGCAGCAAAUCCCCAUCCAGGAGCCAAUCAGAGGGAGAGAGGCUGAACUGAAGACCCCCAGCUUUCCAGAGCCUCCUGCCCUAGAUCGGAGCCCCAAAAUGGGGCAGAAUAGAUUCAGUUUUGACCCUGUAGCUUCUGGGAUCACACCUACAGUUCAUCCAGUCAGAUCUCAUGAAGAAAUCAGGCAGCAAAUCCCCAUCCAAGAGCCAAUCAGAGGGAGGGAGGCUGAACUGAAGACCACCAGCUUCCCUAAACGUCCUACCCAGGAUCGGACCUCCAAAACUGGACAUAGUAAGUUCGGUUUUAGCUCUCUGUUUUCUGGGAUCACAUCUGUAGUAUCUAAAGUAAGAACUCAUGGAGAAACCAAGCAACAAGAGCCACUCAGAGGGAGGGAGGCUGAAUUAAAGACCCCUACCUUCCCAGAGUCUCCUGCUCUGGAUCGGAGCCCCAAAAUUGGACGGUUUAGUUUUGACCCCCUUGCUUCUGGGAUUACACCUGUGAUUUCUGAAGUCAGACGUCAUGAAGAAAUCAGGCAGCAAAUCGCCAUCAAAGAGCCGCUCAGAGGGAGAGAGCAUGAUCUUAAAGAAAUUCCUCGCCAGGAUGUAGAACUCCAUCCCCCCAGCUUCUCAGACCCUCCUGCACGAGAUCAGAGCCCCAAAGUAGGACACAAGGUGGGUUUCGCCCCUGUAGCUCCUGAGAUAAUCACAAUGGAUACUGAGGUCAGAGCUUAUGGAGAAACCGUCCCCACUCCAGAAACUCAGGUCAGUGUCAAUGCUCCACGCCGCCGCCACAGACACAGAAAGAGCUACAAAUCUGCUGUGUCUUAUGAUGAAGACGAGGAUGAAGAGGAGGAAGAGAUGGUCCCAGUUAGGCGUGGCUCAUCAGGAGGAGAGUGGCCCCUCAGCGUUCCUCUCGGGGACAUGGGGAAGGCCCUCUCUGCCUCCUCCCCGUGCAUCAUAGACGUUCCUUCAAUCUCCACGUCUCCAGCGGAGAAGCUCCCAAAAAUUUAUGUCCAGGGUGUCAAAGAGGAAGCACCGCCCCCUAGAGAAGGCCAACACAGCUUUCCGUUAGAAGCAGAGCACUACAUCCCGUCAACAAAGAUGAUGCUGCAUCAUGACGAUGUUCACGCCGACCGCCGUUUCUCACAGCCUGCAGGUUUCCAGCAAAGAGGGUCGCUCUCAUCAAGUACCAGUAACAUCUACUCGCCCUCGUCUGAUUCAGGUCUGUCGAUGAGAGACUGGCCGAUGUCUGGCUCCCCCAGAGGAUUGGGGUGGAAUAGCAGCUUAGAAGAUCUGCACACAAGAGCAGGAAACUCUGGGAGUGAUCUUCAGAUCCAGGAAGCUCUCCGGAGAGCACAGAAAAACAAAGUGGAGUCUUCAACAGGGCUUCAUACCGGCAGUAAACUCCAGGCACCUUGGCAUCACUCUACAGGACAUCUCCAUGAGGACCAGGAGCCCAAAGCUUAUUUAUCACCAUUUUGUCACUCCACAGACCGUCUCCAUGAAAACCAGCAGUCUGCAGGCCGUGUGAAGCUAAAGCAUCUCUCUACAGGCGAUCUCUACGAUGAUCACCAGGAGGCGGAGUUAAGCGAGGAGUCCACCUCUUCAUCCCCAUCGCGGCAGCACUCAGCGAUCCCCAGGCGUCUUGGCAGCCACCUGAGGAGCAGAAUGUGCCGCAGCAUGGCGGCUGACAUCGACCAGCUCCUUCAGGAGGAGGAGGAGAGAGGAGGAGGAGGCGACAAUGAGGCAGCUCGUCUGAACCGACUCCACCUCAUCUCCUCCACACUCAGCCUUCCCUACAACGUGUCAACGUCAUCGUUGUCGUCCUGUUCAACGCCUCCUCUUAGCCACAGCUUUGCCAACCUGACAGAGGGAGGAGAGGGAAGAGGAGGGAAGAAGAGCAUCCCUAACACCUCGUCUUCUGCUCCUCCUGAAGGCUCUGGCAGACAGUCUCAGGUUCCUCUGGAGUCCAGAGAGCAUGACUGGUUGGUUAAAGGGGCGGCGGGGGCGUGGCCCGACAUCUAUUCAUUAUUCAGAGAGGACUCGACUCUUCUCAACAGACGGGACUUUAUCACCGGCUUCACUGUUCUGCACUGGAUUGCCAAACAUGGAGACCACAGAGUCCUCAACACUUUAUGGUACGGUGUUCAGAAGGCUGGUCUGUCAUUUGACAUAAAUGCCAGGUCAACAUGUGGCCACACCCCUCUCCACAUCGCUGCCAUGCAUGGCCACAAGAACAUCAUGCGCUUGCUGGUGAACAAAUUCCACGCUGAUGUGAGGCUGAGGGACACGGCGGGGAAGAAACCCUGGCACUACCUGAGCCAUUUCUCACCGCCUGAUGUCUUCCAGCUGCUGGGAGCUCCAGCACGGGCUGCUUUAGGAGGAGGUGGCAGCAGUGGGGGAGGAGGAGGAGGGGGAGGAGUUGUGAGGUCCGAGUCUAUGUGGAAACAUGAAAAGCGUAGGAGGAGGCAUCAUCUCUCCUCAGCUUCUUCAGCAGAAAGACCGCAGAGCAUUUCAGCAAAGGUUAAAAGAUCGUCGUCCAUCGCUGCUUUUCUCAAACACAAAUCACUGCGACACUUACAGGGUCAUCAGUCCGACUCGCCCAUUUAAAAACUUCCACUGAUGGAUUAAAAGCCCUUGCUUUGGAGAGAUGUUUAAUUUACUAACCAUCAGAGGAACAGCUGCUGGUGUACUGAACAGUUUAAGCAGCUCAGAGAGGUUUAAAACUGGAUUUAAAGAGCACAAAGUGUGCUAUUUCUGAUACAAAUGUAUUAUAUUUAUAUCUAUGGGACCAUUCACACUAGUCUGUCAGUUUAUGCUCCACUUCUUCUAAUGGAUUAAUUCAUGUUUGCCAGUGCCAUAAAGAUCCUCCCUAAAAAUCAGCUGGAUAACUUCAGUAUGUCUUGGCUUAUUAAACUACAGUUUGACCAAAUCUUAUAAAUUUUGAUGGGCAUGUAGAGACCUUUAGCUUAGAUUUUUGAUUUAAUCCCCAAGAUUUUAAGCCACUCUUAAAAAUAAGUCUAAGUAACUUAAUCAAGUCUUCUGCCCACUGAUAAGAGUCUGCAGGUUUUGUAAUAUUCAUUGAAAUUACAAACUGGGUGCAAAGCCAGCAUCCCCAGGAAAAAUCACAACCUGCAUCAUGAUCUAGAUAUUUUUAAUCCUCCAGAGAGAGUAGGUGGAAGCACAAACAGCUUUACUGUUCCAGAUUAUGAUCAUAUCAGCCACACCUCUAAUUAUACAUGGUAAGCAUCCUUCUUUAAACCAGAACAGACAAGUUAUAAAACAAAUUCUCCUCCAGUACAAUGUGCCCUGAAAGACGUGAUCUUUUCUGACCCAAACUGUAUUUUGGACCAGGCUGUAAACAUGUUUAUCUCCGCUGUAAAAAUUGUCAUUUUAACAUGGGUGUGUAUGUGGCCUCUGCUACUUCUGCAUCCAGCCUCUGGUGGACAUUUGAGGAACUGCAAUUUUAGGGCUUCUUCACUGACUUCACUUUGCAAUCACGGAGGUUUCUGUUGACAGCUUCUCCCUUUCAUUUUACUUUGUGGAAAAUUUCGACCCCAGCUGUUUUCAAGUUCUUUACUCAAAGUAUCCUUUCUAAUCUUUUUGAGCAUGUUUCCUGAACUGUUAAGGAGCUAAAAUCUUCCCAGCAGCAUGGAUUACACUGCAGGAGAGCAAGAUCAACCUUUCUUACUGCCUUUUUGAUGGCAGUGAACUUCUUUUUUAUUUGUACAUAGUCAUCGUAAGUUUGAUUUAUUUUGCAGGAUUAUCAGCCUUUUCUCUCUCAAGCCUCCCUGUGAGUGUGGUCUUCUGACUUUAGCUCAAAAUUUUAAACUCAGGCUUAUUAACUGCAGCUGCAGGGAGUUUCAGUGCCUCAGAACUCUUGUAACACAAAGGCUGUAAAGGGAAGCAAGAGGUGAACCACAGCAUGUUGCAGAGCAGAGCAGAGCAGGUUUCAUUGUGAUCUCCUGAUGUCAUUGUUGUUGGAAGGAAAGACAAACAGGGCAAGGUUGAAGUUUAAGAGCCGCAGGACACAAAGAGCUGCAGUUUCUGUCUGCAGCUGUGAUUUACAUGCAGAGAAGACACUGCAGCUUGUUAACACUUGUCACAUGUAUCCAAACUUUGCUAAUGUGGACUCAACAUUCCUCACAUUGUUUUAGGAAUUCAUCAUUAUAUAUAAUGUUUUCUUCCUUUAAAGCUGUCUUUAGCUGCAGGCUUGGAAAGUUACGUUGCACUGGAUUUAAAUCUAAUAAGGUAGUGAUAAAAACAUGACAAUCACCUGCACGACAAUUCUGUAUUAGUUUGUUUUUAAAUACGCUUUGAAGCCUUGCUGGCACUUAAUCCAAGAAUUUGCAAGUAGAUUUAUUUUUUUAAUCAAUUUAUAGAGCACUUUUUGAACUCCAUAUCACUCAGGGCUUUACAAAUGCGUCAAAAUAAAAACAGGAAGGUGGUUUCUUACCUUUGGCAUCCAAAAAUCCUUGAGUAUGUGCUGACUUACAAAUUUUGAAGAACAUCUCUCAAAGUGUCUUAGAAGAAACCCUACAUGAUAGAACAAGUUUAUUUUACUGGAUAGAUAUUUUUAUCUCUUAUAUGCAUACUGAAUUAAAAAAACUUUCUAUAUAUCUACAUUUUAAAAUAACUUUGACAUUAUGAACUCACAAGGUGCCAUGUUUUACUUUGCUGGGUAUAAUGACGCUUCAGCAACAUUAGUUGCCCAUCAAAUAUUUGUAUUGUGAACAUGAUUCCACUAUUAAGAGAUAAUUGUGAUGGUUUUACUCUCAGUGUAAAUCAAGCAAAUGUAGUUAUAGAGGCAAAAAGAUGGCGAAUGGAGCUGAUUUUAUGAGUGCCUGCUGAGAAAGAGAUGCAAACAAGCAUGGAGCCCCGUUCAUCACCAACAGUCUUUAAAGGUCACAUAUUAUGCCAAAUACACAUUUUAAGACUUUUCUAACCAAAAUAUGUGGUCCUAGCCUGUCCACAAUCCCCCCAACAAUCAGAAAAAUCCAUUCCCUCCCCCCUCUCUUUUUCCACCUUGCAGAAAAUGUGUGCUGAAACUAGCAGUUCUCAGAUUUCCCCCUCAUGAUGUCAUGUGGGGAAUUAGCACCAACCCCAGGUUUGAUUGGCCCACCCCACUUGGAAGAAGGUUCUGCCCUCCUCUCCUGGUCCUCCUCUCAGCUGCCAGCUGAGGGCCACAUCCAUUAAGCCGCAUCUACGUCCUGAGAGGGGCAGAGUCACACAGCUUAUUA